Messenger RNA from Panicum virgatum (switchgrass), 891 nucleotides. Its product is annotated as skin secretory protein xP2-like. The coding region runs from base 1 to 891 and encodes 296 amino acids. The transcript is spliced from 2 exons. NCBI's taxonomy places the organism in Eukaryota, Viridiplantae, Streptophyta, Magnoliopsida, Poales, Poaceae. The record is from RefSeq and is a predicted model, not a curated record.
AUGACCCCGACAGGGUCCGGAGGCGCUGGGGUCGACGCCCCCAGGAUCCCUGCUGGGGAGGCCAUCUGGCCGCCGAGGGAGACGAAGGGCGGAAAGGGCCCAAUCUCCCCGCCGGCGGCAGACAUGAUUGAGGUCGACUCCCCUGACCAUCCCAAGGAGCGGGCGGUCUGGGAGGAGCUGCAGAUGGGCCCUUCGCCGGCGAGCCCAGUGGCGACCCCGUCCGCAGAAGACGCCGAAGCAGCCGAAGGGCCGGGGGCCCAGGUGACCAUUGAAGCUGCGCCGGCGAGGACCGAGGGGCCGACCCCCGACCCCGCGGCGGCGGCGGCCUCCGACCCCACGCCUUCAGAGUCGGCCGCAGGCGACACGGUCGUCGCGCCCCCGACAAUCGUGGAGGUUCUGCCGACGGGGUCAUCGGGGCCGACCCCCGACCCCGCGGUGAUGACAGAGUCGGAGAUGGAAUGCUCGGCCCCCUCGGGGCUGGACGGUGCUGCCCCGACGCCCACGGAGAUAUCAGGGGCGAUGGGGGCAGGAGCACUCGUCGCGUCGAUGCCCAUCGUAGGGCCAGUGGGCACGCCGACCUCGCCUCUUCUGCAGAGUGGUGUGGUCAUGUCUACUCACGGAAGUGGUGAUGGUUCGAGCCUGCUUGCCCUGACGCAGAACUUUGCUCGGAGGGAGCUCGACUGGGGGCGACUCCGAGGAACGGUGGCGAACGUGGCCAUGCUGAUGCUCACCCUUCUCGGGCUGUCACUGGUGGGUCAGGAGUUCAUGGAGGAGCGCCGGAUGAUGGAGGAGGAGCUGUCCUCGGCUCGACGGGCCUUGGAGGAUGAGCGCAAGGUGAGGAUGGCGGAGCUCAACGCCGCGCGUCAGACCCUGGACGAUGUGCACGCCUAG